AUGUCUCUACAAACCAAAACGAUCGUCCCUUCUCGCUACAUCACCUUCACAAUCCCAAAUCCUUCGAUUCACCAUCACUACAAUGCUUCUCAUCUCCGCAUUGCAGUUCUUGAUUCUUCGUCCCCUUCAGGACGCACUAAAUUUGGUGUAAUAGUGGUUCCGGUAGGCCUAGAAUCUGACUGGGUUUAUUCAACUUUUGAAGGUCAUCUUCAAAUCCUACUUUGUCACACUGACUUCUAUCGACUUGUUUUAAUUGGGAAUUCGCCGAACCCAAUCAACCCCACUUCGCAUAGUCCCGUGAUAAAUCCAAAGGAUCAAUCGGUUAUUCAGCGUGCUUUUAUUCGGCUUCUGAAUGAUGAAUUGAAACCGUCUAAUCAAAGCUCUACUGUUUGGUUUUCGACUCGUGUAGAUAUGGUGAUUCGGAGUUUGGUGUUGGGUAGAUUUUUCGGGAAGAUUAUUGGGGAAAUGUUGAUUGAAGAUGUGGAAUGGAAACUAGAAAAUGGGGUCGGUACGGAGUUUAGAAGAAGAAUGAGAUUUAGGAAAUCCCCAUAUCUGUUUGAAACUUACAUGAAGAUCCAACCCAAUAAAACUGAUUUUGUUAACAUGGAAGAUGUAGAAUUCGAGAUUGUUGAUGAUGGGGUUUUAAGACCUUCAUAUUUGACUCCAAUGGUAGCUGGUUUGAGAGUAAACCACUUACUCUUGAACAGGAAAAUUCAAAAAGGGAUAAAACCAACAGCUCUCUGUUUAGGUGUUGGAACAGGGGCUCUGGUUGCUUUUUUAAACUCUCAAUUAGGAUUCAAAGUUUUAGGGAUUGAAACAGAUAGUAUUGUUUUGGAUGCUGCUAAGAACUAUUUCGGAUUCGAAUCGAGUAACAACUCGAGAUUAUGCACUGGGCAUCCAUUAAAAAUGGCUGAGAAAUUCGCUACUCAAGUUGAAACAGAUGGUUUCCAUGGUUACAUUUUGGAUGAUGGAGAGUGUUUGAAUGAGUUUGACGAUAAAUUCGAUGUUGUUAUUUCGGAUUUAGAAGCUGCUAAUCCUUCUGUAGUAAUGAAAUCUCCUUCUGCAGAGAUACUUCAAAAAUCCAUGCUGAUGAACAUCAAGAAACUGCUGGGAGUCAAUGGGGUUUUGAUACUCGACGUGACGAUUCCAAGGGAGAGAUAUUACGACGAAGUGAUUACUCCGGUGAUGGAGGUUUUCGGGGAGAUGUAUGAGAUCGAUGUCGAAAAUGAAAAAUACAGUGUUGUUAUCGCUGCUUCAGAAACUGAAUUUGGGGCUUUCGAUCCAAGCGAGAGCGAGUUUCUAAAGACGUUGAAGAAAGUAACAGGAUCUUUUCCUGAGGCUGUGAAACCGGUCUCGAAGAAACGCUGA
Solanum lycopersicum (tomato) is the source of this 1368-nucleotide messenger RNA. RefSeq lists its product as uncharacterized. Lineage: Eukaryota; Viridiplantae; Streptophyta; Magnoliopsida; Solanales; Solanaceae. The record is from RefSeq and is a predicted model, not a curated record.